Limulus polyphemus (Atlantic horseshoe crab) is the source of this 4172-nucleotide messenger RNA. RefSeq lists its product as uncharacterized. The record is from RefSeq and is a predicted model, not a curated record. The transcript is spliced from 2 exons. NCBI's taxonomy places the organism in Eukaryota, Metazoa, Arthropoda, Merostomata, Xiphosura, Limulidae. The coding region runs from base 2450 to 3034 and encodes 194 amino acids.
CCAUUUAUUGUCCAAAUUUAUCACCAAUAAGUCACAGACACCUACUGUAAAGAAUCACGGAUCUAUAAACCCUGAUUUUGGUGAGCCAGCCAGGACUAUGCUGUGGUAAAUGGUGGUAAAAUAAGACGUGAAUGACAGCAGAAGUAGACCCAUAUGUGCACAACUAUAGUGGUGGCAAAAACAGGAUAGAGAUUACAAUCAUGCUAUAUAACCAUUUCAACUUAUCUUAAUAAAUGGAUAGAGGGAGGUGACUGACUUGGGCUAAAAGAUGGUGAUUUAAGAGAGUUUGUUAAACAACAAGAAAAUCUAGAGAGAGAAGAAUGUAGUCAGAGAAGAGACUGGAAAUAGAAUAAGAGUACAAAUUGAGAUCACUAAGUUCACCCAACAGAAAGAUUAAGGACUCAAGAAUGACAAUGUUGUUAGGGUCAACCGAGCCAAGAAUGACUAUAAGGUUAGGGCUAGCUGACCCAAGCUCCCCAAAUUUGAUAAACAGAAAGAUGCAAUGGAUGCUUCCCUGGAGAGUUAUGAAAGAUUCACCCAAAGUCAAAACUUGGACAAAGAUGACUGGACAGUCUGUCUCAGCCCACUUCUCACAGAAAAAGGCCCACAAGUGUAUGCAGGCAUGAUGUCAGAAGAUGACAUGUACUAUAACAAGUUAAAAGUGCCUUUGUUGAAACAUUAUGAAUUUACUGAAGAAGGUUUUUGCCAAAAAUUCAGAGAAGUCAAGUUUGACACUGGAAAAACUGUGUUUCAGUUUGUGAUACAUCUAUGGAAAUACUUUACAAGAUGGACUGGCAUGGCCAAGUGUGAAAAUAGUUUUGAAGGACUAGCACAUUUACUAAUACUUGAACAGUUCAUGAUCACGUGAUCCACUGACAAUGUCACUGUUCUUAAAGGAAAGGGCACCAAAAGACAUUGAGGAGGUGAUAAAACUGGCAGAACAGUAUAUGGAAGCCCGUGGAAAGAGUAUAACUGGCAAUUCCAAGAAUAAACAUUUAAAGUUGAAACCAGUGGUGGCUGAACCAGAAACAGGAUACCACCAGAGGUGACAAGAACUCAAUAGACAAAAGGGUGAAGAGAUGUUAUAUUUGUUAUAAAAUAGAGCACAUUGCAAAUGAGUGUAAGUCUGUCACCAACAAGCAACAGCAGAAAUAUCAACAUAAAACAAUGUAACUACCUACAAAGAUUGUGCUGGCAAGAAACAAGAAAAUAGUGAUUAUCACCAUGGAUACUGCUGCCAGUAGAAACAAAAUAGAAACAUGUCAGAUUCACCACAAGAAGGAAGUGCUAUUUCCAUGAUUAAACAGUGUACAACUGAUGGUCAGCUCAAGUAAGUGAUUGAGUCAAUAAUGGCUGUGGUGAUUAGACCAUAUGACAAACAUUGUGAGAUGCCAACAAAUCUCAACAUGCUAUUAGGUGAAGGCUAUGUCGGGAACAAGAAAAUGAAAGACACUGGGUGCACUAGUACAGCAGUGAUUGAUGGGACAGUGAGAAAGUUCCCCAUAGCAAGAAUAAAAGUGGACACUCAGUAUUCCCUGGGAGACCUUGAGGCCAUGUGUAUGAAGACACCAAACUAUGACUUGGUGAUAGGCCAUAUACGAGGCAGUAGAAGUUUGGAGGAAUCAUACAGAAAUGAGACUGAUGAAGCAUCUGCAGUAACCAUUAGAGCUCAAGAAAAGAAAAUCAUCAAGCCUCUGUAAGUUUCAAAAGGUGAUAUUCCAAACGUUGAUCUAUAGAAAAAUGAAGGAAGCACAGAAGAGAGAACCUUCAUUGCAGAAACUUUGGGAUAGUGCCUAGGAGAAAGUUGAGCACAAGACAAAGGGGAAGGGGACUUACAGAGUAGAGGACCAGAAAGGAGUGCUAUGGUGAAUCUGUCAAGGCAGUUCUACUGGAGAAAUUAAACAGAUCAUAGUAUAGUAUCAACAGAAUACGGGCUCAAGUGACGAACCUGGCUCAUGAGUUGAUUGUGGGAGGCAACUCUAUACCAUCCUAUACAAUCCUAUAUGUAAUGGACUUUUUGAGAGAGUCAAUGGAAUCUUAAAGAGCAUGCUGAAGAAGAUAUGCCAGGAGAGACCAUAUCCUAUAUGUAAUGGACUUUUGGAGAGAGUCAAUGGAAUCUUAAAGAGCAUGCUGAAGAAGAUGUGCCAGGAAAGACCAUAUGACUAGGAUAGGUUCCUGCAGGUAUUAUUAUUUGCUUACCAAGAAGUCCACAAGCUAAUACAGGUUGCUAUAUGGAAGAACAGUAUGAGGUCAAAUGCAGAUAUUGAAAGAGCUGUAGACAGGAGAAGGAGAGUCAGAAGUGAGUAACUCUUACCAGUAUGUGUUAUACCUCAGAAACUGACUGGAGGAGACCGGGUAUCUUGUUCGAGAGAGCUUGUGUGCAUCUCAAGGCAGUCAGAAGCACUUCUAUGACAAGACGGCGAAGGAUCAUUGUUUCAAGGUUGGACAUAUGGUUUUGGUUCUGCUACCUACAGAGAACAACAAACUCACCCUUCAGUGGAAAGGACCUUUUGAAGUGCAGGAAGGGGUGAACAGAAUUGACUAUAAAGUGAAAGUGGAUGGGAAGAUCAAGAUCUACCAUGGCAAUCUGUUGAAGAGGUACUUUGAAAGGGAAGAUGACCUAAAAUGUGCAGCUAUUGAGGCUCAGAUGGACAUGGCAGAUGUAAUUGUCACAGACACAGAACCAGAAGACAGUGAUUUUGUUAUACGAGAUGAAGACUUACUAGACCUAAGACCACUGGGUGGAGAUGAGACAUACAAAGACAUCAAUAUCAGUGAACACCUGAUUUGCAAGCAGAAGAAAGAACUACAAUAUCUACUAUGUCAGUAUGCAGAUAUCUUCACAGAUAGACCAGACAAAACAGACCUUGUGCAACACAGUAUUGAGACCAUAACCAGAGAUCCAGUCAAGGUAAAGCCCUACCAAGUGCCCUAUGCAAUGAGAGACCUGAUCAAGCAGGAAGUUGAGGCAGUGUUAGAACCUGGAAUCACUGAGUCUUUGAAUUCAACCUACUGUUCACCAGUGGUAAUUUGAAGAAAUAUGGCUCAAACAACUUCUGCAUAGACUUUCGGUAGCUAAACCUUGUGACAAAGUUCGACUCCAAACCUGUAAGCAGCCCAGAGGCUAUUAUGACAAAGCUAGACAGAACCAACUUCUUUUCCAAGAUUGACCUCAGUAAAGAUUAUUGGCAGCUCUCAAUGAAGACAGAAUCUAAAGAGAAGACAGUCUUUGUGACACCAGACAGAUGUUACUAUUUUAAGAGAAUGCCAUUUGGGUUAGUAAACUUAGCAGCAACAUUCAAAUGCAUGUUUAGAAAGAUGUUGCAAAACACCACCAACAUCGAGUAUUUUGUAGAUGACAUUCUGACUCACACGGUCAGAUGUGAAGACUACCUCAAGAAACUAAGAGAGCUCUUCAGGCGAGUGAGGGCAGCAUCUCUGACCAACAGACAGUCUAAGUGCUACAUUGGCUAUUUUGUGCUGGACUUUGUUAGAGACAAGGUGGGUGAUGGAAAGAUUCCAUCUAAGAAAAGAAGCUAACCCACAUACAAGAUGCAUCAGCUCCAAUGACCAAACAUGAAGUCAGAUCCUUCCUGGGGUUAGUGGGAUACUACAGGAAAUUCAUCCCAAACUAUUCUGAAGUUAAUGCACCACUGACUGACCUGACCAAAAAAGGCAUACUGAACAAGGUAAAGUGGGAGCAACCACAGCAGAUAGCUUUCCAGGACUUACAGAGCAUGUUGGGAAGUUUGCCAAUUCUUAGAAUGCCAGACUUGAACAAGCCGUUCAUUGUUGAGGCCAAUGCUUCAGACAUUGGAAUUGGAGAAGUAAUCCCACAAGAACAUGAAGAUGAACUGUUUCCAGUAAUGUACACAAGUAAAAAGCUGUUGAGUAGCGAGAAGAACUACGAGGUGAUCAAACAAGAUUGUCUAGUCAUUCAGAAGUUUCACAGCUACCUCUAUGGGAAGUUCAUUAUCCAGAUGGACCAUCAGCCCCUUUCAUACAUCCAGAGGUGCAAAAUCGAUGGUGCAAGAGUCAUGAGGUGGGCAUUGUACCUGUAGAACUACAGGUUUUGCAUCGAAGCUAUCAAAAGGACUGCAAAUGUUGGUGCAGACUGUAUAGGUAGACUUUGUGUAUGAACUGAGAAUCGUCUUUGUACAUAGUGUAAAAAA